GCCUGAGCUAAGAUUGCAUUUGCCGCUCAAGCGCCAUGUCGUCGUCGGAUGAUGAAGCUCCGGAGCAGGUCUCCAUGGCCAUGGCCAAGACCCAGGCCAUCGAGUCCCGUGCAUCUGAAAAGCAAGCACGCGCCUCGGCCAAGGCCACCGCGGCGCUCAAGCGCAAGCGUCAGCCCAAGAAGAAGGAGGAGACCGUGAUUGAAGCCUUGCCCGACGACAUCCUCGCUGCUGUCGCCGCUGCGCAAGACGAGCCCAAUGUCGACGCGGACGGAAAGCAGGAAGAGGAAGCGGUCGUACAACCCAAGAAGUCCAAAAAGACCAAGAAGAACUCGCACACCCGCCGCUUUGGCAACAUCGAAGUUACGACGGUCGCGAGUCUCGAAGAAGAAGCAGCACCCGUGUCCGACUCGAUCGCCAAGUUCAUUGAGCUCCGCUCGGCGCCCCACCGCGAGCGUGCGAACUACAACAAGGCGCUCCUCAAGCCCGUUGUGAACAGCCGAACGAUGAAGGCCAAGGCUAAGAUUUAAAGCGACGUAGAUGCAACGUGGAUACGUCCAGGCACGGCAAAUUAUAUACAAACUCUUUUUUCAUCGUC
This is a messenger RNA of Saprolegnia diclina VS20, 595 nucleotides long. RefSeq lists its product as hypothetical. The coding region runs from base 36 to 527 and encodes 163 amino acids. The transcript is spliced from 5 exons. The record is from RefSeq and is a predicted model, not a curated record. NCBI's taxonomy places the organism in Eukaryota, Oomycota, Saprolegniomycetes, Saprolegniales, Saprolegniaceae.